Molecule: messenger RNA, 5778 nt
Organism: Octodon degus (degu)
Lineage: Eukaryota; Metazoa; Chordata; Mammalia; Rodentia; Octodontidae
Gene: Myh15
Product: myosin heavy chain 15
Exons: 40
Coding region: 1-5778 (1925 amino acids)
Cellular component (GO): myosin complex
Molecular function (GO): ATP binding; actin filament binding; cytoskeletal motor activity
Source: RefSeq, a predicted model, not a curated record
AUGGAUCUGUCAAAGCUUGGAGAAGCUGCAGCCUUCCUCAGGAGAAGUGAAACUGACUUGCUUUUGAUACCAGCCAUGGAUUUUGAUGGAAAGAAGAAAUGCUGGGUUUGUGAUGGGAAGAAUUCCUACAUCGAAGCUGAGGUUAAAGGGAGUGAAGAAGAUGGAAAAAUUAUUGUUGAGACUAAGGAUGGAAGGAGUCUGAGCAUCAAGCAGGACAGCAUCCAGCAGAUGAAUCCUGAAAAGCUUGACAUGACUGAAGACAUGGCAAUGCUGACUCACCUCAACGAAGCAUCUGUGCUGCACACCCUGACGCGGCGCUAUGGCCACUGGCUGAUCUAUACGUAUUCAGGUCUCUCCUGUGUGACCCUAAACCCUUACAAGUGGCUUCCAGUGUAUCAGAAAGAAGUCCUGGCUGCCUACAGAGGGAAGAGGCGCUCAGAGGCUCCUCCUCACGUCUUUGCAGUUGCUGAUAAUGCCUUUCAGGUUAUGCUUCACAAUCGUGAGAACCAGUCUAUACUGUUGACAGGAGAGUCUGGUUCUGGGAAGACUGUAAACACCAAAUACAUUAUCCAGUAUUUUGCCACCGUGGCUACCAUGAGUGCAUCCAGGAGGAAGCUGGGGACUUUAAAAGAUCAAAUCAUGCAAGUGAAUCCUAUCUUGGAAGCGUUUGGAAAUGCCAAAACUCUAAGAAAUGACAAUUCUUCUCGCUUUGGAAAAUUCAUCAGGAUGCACUUUGAUGCCAGAGGCACGCUGUCAUCCGCAGACAUUGAGACCUAUUUGUUAGAAAAAUCCCGAGUGAUUUACCAACUGCCUGGGGAGAGGAACUAUCACAUAUUCUAUCAAAUUCUGUCUGGAAAAAAAGAACUUCAAGACAUGCUCCUGGCAUCUGCAAAUCCCUGUGACUUUCAUGUUUGCUCCUGUGGCGUAGUUGCUGUGGAGAGCUUGGAUGAUGCUGAAGAACUGUUGGCUACAGAACAAGCCAUGGACAUCUUGGGUUUUCUUCCUGAGGAGAAGUGUGGGUGCCUUAAACUCAUUGGAGCCAUCAUGCAUUUUGGAAAUAUGAAAUUCAAACAAAAACCCAGAGGAGAGCAACUGGAAGCAGAUGGCACAGAAAGUGCUGACAAAGCUGCUUUCCUCAUGGGCAUUAGCUCCUCUGAGUUGGUGCAAGGCUUGACUCGUCCUAAGAUGAAAGUUGGCAAUGAAUACGUUACCAAAAGCCAAAACGUGGAUCAGGUAAUCUCUGCUGUUGGUUCCCUGUCCAAAUCAAUAUAUGGAAAGUUGUUUCAGUGGCUGGUGGCUCGAAUCAACAGAGCUCUGGAUGCCAAGCUGUCAAAGCAGCUCUUCAUCGGCAUUCUUGACAUCACUGGUUUUGAAAUCCUUGAAUGUAAUAGCCUCGAGCAACUUUGCAUUAAUUUUGCCAAUGAAAAACUACAGCAGUUCUUUAAUCAGCACAUGUUUAUUCUGGAGCAAGAAAAAUAUAGGAAAGAAGGCAUUGACUGGGUGUCCAUUGACUUUGGUCUAGAUUUGCAAGCCUGCAUAGAUCUCAUUGAGAAGCCCAUGGGCCUCCUUUCCAUCCUUGAAGAGGAAUGUCUGCUUCCUAAGGCCACAGACUUGACUUUCAAGACAAAACUUUUUGACAACCAUUUUGGAAAGUCAGUUUAUUUCCAGAAGCCCAAGCCUGAUAAGAAAGAGAAAUAUGAAGUUCACUUUGAACUUGUCCAUUAUGCGGGAGUGGUGCCUUAUAACAUCAAUGGUUGGCUUGAAAAGAACAAAGAACUUCUUAAUGAAACAGUGGUGGCUGUGUUUCAGAAAUCUUCCAAUAGAUUCCUGGCAAGCUUUUUUGAAAAUUACACUGGUACUGACAGUGGUCUACAAUUUGGGGAGAAAAAACACAAGAAAGGCGCUUCAGUCCAAUUGGUUGCAUCUCUUCAUAAAGAAAACCUCAAUAGAUUGAUGAUUAAACUGAAAUCAACAGCACCUCAUUUUGUGAGAUGUAUAAAUCCCAAUAUGAACAAAAUGCCAGGCGUAAUAGACCCUUCCUUUAUCCUGCAGCAGCUGCGGUGUAAUGGUGUCUUGGAAGGGAUUAGGAUAUGCUGUGAAGGUUUUCCAAACAGAAUGCUGUAUGAUGAUUUUACACAAAGGUACCGUGUUCUGAACCCACGGAUCUUUUCAGAGAGCAAGUUUGUGAGCAACAAAAAAACAGCAGAAGAACUACUUGAUUCCUUGGAGACAGACCAUACUCAGUACCAAUUUGGAAUCACUAAGGUGUUUUUAAAAGCUAGCUUUUUUAGUCACUUGGAAGAAAAGAGAGAUGAGAGACUGUCCCAAGUCUUCACAUUAUUCCAAGCUAGAGCACUAGGCAAACUGAUGCGAAUCAAAUUCCAGAAGAUUCUCAAAGAAAGGGAUGCAAUUCUCUUGAUCCAGUGGAACAUAAGAGCAUUCAUUGCUGUGAAGAACUGGACCUGGAUGAAGCUCUUCUUCCAAACCAAGCCCCUUAUUAAGUCUCUGGGAGUGGGACAGGAAACAGCCAGGCUGAAGGAGGAGCAUGCACAGCUGCAGAAAGCCCUGGAGAAAUCAGAAUCUCAGAGAGAAGACCUGAAAGCAGAGCAAGCCUCCUUGAGCCAGGAAAAGCACGGCCUGCUGUGUCAGCUCCAGGCCGAGCAAGAGAACCUGGCAAAUGCUGAAGAGCAGUGCCAGUUGCUGAUUAAAUCCAAGAUCCAGCUGGAGGCCAGAGUCAAAGAGCUGUCUAGGCGGGUGGAGGAAGAAGAGGAGAUAAAUUCUGAGCUGACUGCCAGGGGGCGGAAACUCGAAGAUGAAUGUUUUGAGUUGAAGAAAGAAAUCGAUGACCUGGAAACAAUGUUGGCGAAGUCAGAGAAGGAGAAGCACGCCCAGGAGCACAAGGUCAAGAAUCUGACCGAGGAGCUGGACUCUCUGAAGGAGGAUGUGAGCAAACUUAACAGAGCAACCAAGGAUGCACAGGAAGCCUGUCAGCAGGCUCAGGACCACCUGAACACAGAGGAGGAGCGACUCAACAGCCUGAGCAUAGCAAAUCUGAAGCUGACACAGCAAGUAGAAGAGCUGGAGGGUACCCGUGAGCGGGAGAGGAAAGUGAGAAUGAACUGUGAAAAAGAAAAGCACAAGCUGAAGGAUGAUUUGAAGGUGACCCAGGAAAACGUGGAGAACCUGGAGCGCAGCCAGUGGCAGCUAGCGGAACAGCUGCGGAAGAAAGAAUUAGAAAUGGGUCAGAUGAAUUCAAAGGUUGAAAAUGAGAGAAGCCUGGUGGCUCAGCUCCAGAAGAUCAUUAGAGAGCUUCAGAAUCAGAUACAGAAUUUGAAGGAGAAGGUGGAAGAUGAAAAGAUCACUCGGGCCAGGGUAGAGAGAGAGAGAGACAACCUUGCCCGAGACCUAGAAGAUUUGAAUGAGAGGAUGAAGGAGGCUGGAGGAGCCAGUUUUUCUCAGCUGGACAUAACUAAGAACCAAGAAGCGAGAUUUCAGAAGCUUCACCAAGACAUGGAAAAGACCACACAGCACUAUGAGGCAAUGUCUGCCUCUUUGAAAAAGAGACAUGCAGUUAGCCUGGCUGAGUUCGAGGGCCAGAUAGAAAAUCUACAGCAGGUCAAGCAGAAACUGGAAAAAGAUAAGAGUGACUUACAGUUAGAAGUGGAUGACCUCCUGACCCGUUUUGAGCAGAUGACUAGAGCUAAGGUAAAUGCUGAGAAACUCUGUAGUCUAUAUGAAGUGCGCUUGAAUGAAGCAAAUGAAAAACUAGACGAAGUGACUUGGUUGGCAAGUGACCUGAAAGCACAGAAGACAAAGCUACAGAAUGAGAGUGGUGAGUUCUUAAAGAAGCUGGAAGAAAAAGAGGCUCUGUUAAAUCAGCUCUCUAGGGAAAAGAGUCACUUCACUCGGCAAAUUGAAGAACUGAGAGGUCAGCUAGAAGAGAAGACCAGAUCUCAGAGUGCACUGGCCCAAGCCCUGCAGUCAGCCAAGCAUGACUUUGACCUUCUACGAGAGCAGUAUGAGGAGGAACAGGAGGUCAAGGCUGAGCUACACCGGGCCCUGUCCAAAGGCAAUGCUGAAAUGGUGCAGCUGAGGAUGAAGUAUGAACAGGAUGCAAUCCAGAGAACUGAAGACUUGGAGGAGGCCAAGAAGAAGCUGACCAUUCGGUUGCAGGAGGCUGCUGAAGCCACACAGGUGGCCAAUGCCAGGAAUGCCUCCCUGGAGAGGGCCAGGCACCAGCUGCAGCUUGAGCUUGGGGAAGCCCUGUCUGACCUGGGGAAGGCCCGCUCGACAGCGGCUUCACUGGACCAGAAGCUGCGGAACUCUGACCAGGCCGUUGCCCAGUGGAGGCAGAAGCUCGAGGAAACCCAGGCCUUGCUGGAUGCCUCUCAGAAGGAGGCCCGGGCUCUCAGCGCCGAGGUCCUCAAGCUGAAGCACACCUGUGAGGAGAGUGCGGAGGGCCAGGAGAUGCUGAGGAGGGAGAAUGAGAGUCUCCAAGAGCAGAUUUCUAGUCUGACAGACAAAGUUAAAGAAGGGACCCGGAACUUAACUGAAAUGGAAAGAGCUAAGAAACUGGUUGAACAAGAGAAGAUGAAAGCUGAGGUGACACUGGAAGAAACAGAGGGAGCUCUGGAGCGGAAUGAAAGCAAGAUUCUUCGCGUCCAGCUUGAACUCUCGGAAACUAGAGCAGAACUUGAAAGGAAGCUUUCUGAGAAAGAGGAAGAAAUGGAAAAUUUUAGGAAGAAGCAACAGUGUGCUAUUGAUGCUCUGCAGUCUAGUCUGGAUUCUGAAGCUAGGAGCAGAAUUGAAGCUACCCGGCUAAAGCAGAAGAUGGAAGGGGAUCUAAAGGACAUGGAACUGCAACUCUGUUCUGCUAACCGCCAGGUGUCCGAGGCAACCAAAUCCUUGGUCCAGCUUCAAAGUCAAAUGAAGGAUCUUCAAGUGCAGCUGGAUGACAGCACACACCUGAACAGUAAUUUGAAGGAGCGGGUGGCUGUGGCUGAACGACGCAACUCUCUUCUUCAGUCUGAACUAGAGGAACUGAGGUCCUUGCAAGAGCAGACAGAGAGUGGACGCAAACUGGCAGAAAAAGAGCUCCUGGAAGCCACAGAUAGAAUCAAUCUUUUUCAUAUCCAGAAUACAAGCCUCCUCAGCCAGAAGAAGAAAUUAGAGGCUGAUGUUGCUCAGAUGCAAAAAGAUGCUGAACAGAUGGUGCAAGCAUGUCAAAAUGCAGAAGAAAAGGUCAAAAAAGCAGCCACAGAGGCAGCAAACAUGUCAGAGGAACUGAAGAAGGAGCAAGACACCAAUGCUCACUUAGAAAGGAUGAGAAAGAAUAUGGAGCAGACAAUUAAAGACUUACAAAAAAGGCUGGAUGAAGCUGGACAGACUGCCCUGCUGGGGAACAAAAAGCAAAUCCAGAAACUGGAAUCUAGGGUUCGUGAACUGGAAAGUGAGCUGGACCGGGAGGUGCGGCGCAGUGCAGAGGCCCAGAAGGAAACUCGAAGACUGGAAAGGGGCAUCAAAGAGCUGAACUCCCAGGCAGAGGAAGACAAAAAAGCUCUGAGCCGGAUGCAGACUGUGAUAGAUAAACUUCAGCUGAAAGUACAAAGCUACAAGCACCAAGUGGAGGCAGCGGAGACACAAGCCAAUCAAUAUCUUUCCAAAUAUAAGAAGCAGCAACAUGAGCUGAAUGAAGUGAAAGACAGGGCAGAGGCAGCAGAAUCUCAACUCAAUAAGCUCAAAAUUAAAGGAAGAGAGUUUGGAAGAAAGGUACAGUAA